AUGCUUUUCGACACCACCAUCUUAUCACUGAUCGCAUACUUUGUAGCCACACUUGAAAUCCUCCAACAAUACCGAGUGACCGUCAACCUAAGAAAAACGAGGUUCCUACCAGCACGGGCAGAAUUUGUGGGACGUGACCUACUGCCCAAUGGAAACACCCCGGCACAAUCCAAGUACUCGACGAUCAAAAAGCUUUGCCCACCAGCAUUAUACUCGGACAUCCAGAUGAUCAACGGACUAUUUGGAUGGUACUCCCAGUGGAUACCACAUCUAGAGGAAAAGAUCCAACGAUGGAGGAAUAUGGUGAUGGACAAACCAAAGCCCGGAGAAUGCACCAAAGAAGAGGAAGCAGAACAAGUGAAAGCACACUGGGAGCCGCAGGACGACAAAACGCUGGACGAACUCAAGCAAGUUAUUGUCACAGGACCCAUAUUGAAGAGACCCAAUCCAAAGAGACGAUUCUACUUGAAAACGGACUGGUCAAGCAACGCCAUGGGAGCGGUCCUCCUACAAGCGGACACGACAGAAGAAGCAGAGGAAUCGAAGGAGGAAAAUGCAAGUUUGACAAAUCAAUGUCAAAACUCAGACUCAGACCCAUAG
Cylindrotheca closterium is the source of this 600-nucleotide messenger RNA. Lineage: Eukaryota; Bacillariophyta; Bacillariophyceae; Bacillariales; Bacillariaceae. The record is from the annotation of a GenBank genome assembly.